Sporothrix schenckii 1099-18 is the source of this 276-nucleotide messenger RNA. RefSeq lists its product as uncharacterized. NCBI's taxonomy places the organism in Eukaryota, Fungi, Ascomycota, Sordariomycetes, Ophiostomatales, Ophiostomataceae. The transcript has a single exon. The record is from RefSeq and is a predicted model, not a curated record. The coding region runs from base 1 to 276 and encodes 91 amino acids.
AUGCACCAUGCCAUCCGCUGUCAUCUUCGUCGCGCGCCCUACGAUUCCCCCGCCAUACGCAGCAAGUGCUUCCACUCGUCGGCGCUCACCUGGCUCACGCUGAGCCGCGACUGCUUGAGCAUCUGCAUCUUGUCCAGCGGCUGCCCCGGUGCGCCCAUGUCCUUGAGUUCCUUGAGGAAAAUGGGCCGAGCAAACUUGCUUCGGAACUGCACGUGCACCACACUCCACUUGGGCUCUUUGCCCGCGGCCAAGUCUGCCGCCGCUUUCGGGUCGUAG